AUGUUGCAUGGGAAAGAUGAUCUGAACUUUAACAAUCCCCAAGUGCACUAUUUAGAUGAAUUAGUCACACAUUCAUGGACAUACUUGACUGAAAAGUUAAAAGAGAAAUUUUUAACCUCAAACUUCGCAUUUCAAAAUGAAAGCUUGAAGUUUAAUGCUUUGUAUGCAUUAAAUCCAAUUGCUUUUGAUUCUUUGACUUCUCAGCAGAUUAAAGACGUUCUAGAUAACAAAACUAUGAUCAUAUCCAACAUGAUUACAAAUGAAGCAAAUUUUAACGUUGAAAGGAAGAUUUUUGAUGAGAACCUUAAUGACAUUUACUACGACUUUAUGCACUUUAUUAAUGGAGAUGAUUCAUCUUGCAUAUGUGAAUGCUACAAUAUAACUAGAAACACCAAAACAUUUGAGAGCUAUUACGAAGAGUUCAGAAACGAAAGUUUAGAAACUCAAACCAAGAAAAUUGAAGAGAUCAAGAGAAAAGGGACUUACACCGUAUGUCCAAUUGAAGGUUACAUGAUCAAGUCUAUUUCUGAUCAAUUUCCUGUAGCUGAAACUUUGCUCUCUCACACAUCUUUACAAUUUGACUUUGAAGAUGUUCUCAAAAUUGCAAAUGAGACGAAAAUGUUUAUUUUAUCAGCAGAAGCAGGAACUGGAAAGACAGUCACAUUUGAGCAGUUUACGAUGAGAAUCAAGAAGAAGCUUCCAACUCGUUGGGUUUCUUACAUUGACUUGAAGGAUCAUAAAGAUUUAUACAAGGCUGUUGAGACUUUUGAUGAUGUGAAGGAGAUGCUUGGGAAGAUUUUUGGACUUGCUGAUCAGAAUAAAUUUGAGAAAGAAGUUUUUGAGGAACUAUUCAAGUCUGGUGAUGCAAUUUUGUUGUGGAAUGGAUUUGAUGAAAUUUCACCGGAGUUUAGUGACUCAGUUCUGAAGAUAUUAAGCAUAAUAAGGAACAACACUACAAAUAUCCAGUUCAUUUGCACAAGACCACUUUACACUGAGCAACUGAGAGACAAAUUCAUGACCAAAACCUACACUUUGAUUCCAUUCACUGCAGAAGAGCAAGAAAACUUCAUAAAAAAAUUCCUGAUCGCCAACAAAGUUGACGAGCCAAUGAUCCCAGAUUAUAUCCAUAAGGUUCAAUCAAUAGUUAAUUCCACUCAAUCAAAAGAAAGCUUCGACACGCCAUUGUUGCUUUUAAUGUUAUCGGAACUAGUUUCAAGUGACGUUGAAAUUUAUGAGACAGAAAACUUGUACGAGCUAUACAGGAAGUUCGUUGAUAAGAAGGUUCAAAUUUGGCAUGAGAACAAUGAAUAUGCAAAAGAUUUACUCGAUACUGUCAUAACUAGUGGAUUCAGCAUUAAGAACCUACAUCAAAGGUAUGCAAUGAGACAUGAACUGCAGUCUUGCGAUUACUCCUACAAAUUCGCAUAUUUCAAUGCUUUAAAACUCAAAAUUAUGCGGCAAAAAGUACCAAAAGGAUUAACAAAUGAUGAAGUCUCAAGAAUGGGAAUCUUGUUCAUAAACGGCCCAAAAACCUUCAAAUUUGCUCACAGAACUUUUGCUGAAUUUUUCGUAGCUCAAUAUUUUAUUGAGAAUAUUUACUUUGCAGACGAUGAACCGACAGAUGAGGAAGCAGAACGAAGAAUUCGUUUGUUCUUCCAUACUUUCCAUUAUCCAUUCUACAGAGUUAGAACUUUCAUCAUGUCCUUUCUUGAGACUCAAGCUGCAAAUGAAACUCAAGAAUUUGAUUCUAAAAUAUCGAAAGUUUUGAGGAUGAAAUUCAAUCGGCUUUAUAUGAGCAGCAUGAAGGAAUUUAAUGAGAUUCCAUUGCUAAAGUUUUGGGCAAAAGACAAUAAAGUUCUUGCUGAAUUGCUUCAAGUAAACGCUGACGAAACUCUUUACACUGCAACUUACAAUUAUGUUUACUAUCCAGGCUCAAAGUAUAGAAUCGUUCAUCAUUCUGGACUACGAAAUUUUGGCAAGCAGCAUCUAAAUGACAGUCAAUACCAAAACUUCAUAGAUGAUAAAAAUAAAAAGGGAAUUAUUUUGUUCAGCUCUUACUGUUUAGGAAGUAAAAUUUUAGACAACAGACAAUUUGGAUUCACUUUCCAUGAGAAAUACACUUUAAGUGACGAGUACUUGAAAAAUCCUGACGAAUUUGCUGUCUUUGAAUCAGUCGCACAAAAUUUGACAAAAUCUGAGCUUAAAGUUCUAUUAAAAUCCGAAAUUAUUUUAAAUCGAGGAAUUUUUAAUGACAAAAUGUGGAAAUUAAUUGAAGAAAAUUUAUCAAUUGAGGAACAAAAAGUAUUACUUUUGAAAUUUUUAGGAACUACAACAAUUUUAAUCAAUGGAUAUGAUUUAGAGUUCGGACUGAAAAAAUUAGCAAAAUUCUACUCAAAUUUAGAAAUUUAUGAAAUAUUUUUAAAAACCAAAAUUUUUAACUCUGCAGCCAGUUUCCGGAACUACACUUUUCAACCUUUAUGGAACUUCUUCAUUAAUCACACGACUGUCAAACAACAGAAAUCUAUGCUUACUCGAAUAGUUCGUAAUGAAUGCUUUACUAGACCUUUUAAAGGUGACGAACAGUUGCGGUACUGCUAUGUCUUUCCACCACUCAACAUGCUGCAAACUUCAAUAUUCUCAUUUGAGAAAUUCGGUGCUUUUAAGGAUAUGUUAAUGAUUUAUGAGACUUACUUCAACAGGACUGAAAUACAAGAAAUAAUAUUACGAAGCACAUCCGACUUCCUUCCAAUUUUGAUUGUCCAAGGUGAUUAUGAUCUUUGCGAGGAAGCUACUGGAAACUUAAGAAAGUUGUUCAUUGGGAAUGAAGAGACGCUGAAGAAGUUUUUAUUACAAGAAGUUGAGCCUACAAAUUUAAAUGUCUUUGAUCUUUUGAGGGAUUUUCGUGAUCAUAAUAAUUGUCUUGAGCUGUUUACUAAGUUACUUGAAUGA
Molecule: messenger RNA, 2949 nt
Organism: Chironomus riparius
Lineage: Eukaryota; Metazoa; Arthropoda; Insecta; Diptera; Chironomidae
Source: the annotation of a GenBank genome assembly